GAGCCCUCAGUGGCCACCACAGAGUUUGGGCCUGUGGAGGUGUAUGGCAACAAGUUCUUCAAUUCUAAGACUGGUGACCAGUUCUUCCUCAAGGGCAUUGCUUAUCAGCCCAGCAGAGCAGCCAAUGAUGUCGUUGCUGCGCUGUACGAUGGACUGACCAUCAUUGAUCCCAUGGCUGAUCCACGCCUCUGUCUAAGAGAUUUGCCCUACCUCUCUGCCUUGGGCGUCAAUACCAUCCGUGUGUACUCCAUUGAUACAGAGAAGGACCAUGAUGUCUGUUUCAAGGCAUAUCAAGACGCCGGUAUCUAUGUCAUUGCAGACUUGAGUGAGCCUGGUAGAAGCAUCAACAGAGAGAGUCCAAGCUGGGAUCUCACGCUCUUUGCCCGCUACAGAGACGUGGUUGAUUCCUUGCAAAAGUACGAUAACAUCUUGGGCUUCAUCGCUGGUAAUGAAGUCACCAACGACAAGACCAACACUGGUGCUUCACCGUUUGUGAAGUCAUCAAUUAGAGAUAUCAAGGAGUAUAUCAGGACUCAGAACUACAGAGGCAUCCCUGUUGGAUACUCAACAAACGACGACGCAGAGACGAGAGAUGACAUUGCAAGAUACUUUGCCUGUGGUGAUGAUACUGUGGACUUUUACGGUAUCAACAUGUACGAAUGGUGUGGAUUCUCCAGCUUCCAUACCAGUGGAUACAGAGAGCGUACGGAGGAGUUCAAAGAUUAUCCAGUCCCUGUGUUCUUCUCAGAGUUUGGGUGUAAUUUACAAAGACCACGUCCUUUCACAGAGGUUGAAGCGUUGUUUGGCAGCUUAAUGACACAGGUGUGGUCUGGAGGAUUGGCGUACAUGUACUUUGAAGAGCCAAAUGAGUUUGGUGUUGUUGAAGUUACAGCCAAUGGUGGCAUUAAACCGUUGCCUGAUUUCUACAACUUACAAAAGGCCUUUAGUUCAGCAAACCCUCGUGGAGUCAACUUGAGUGACUACAAGGCGAGCUACAAGCUGGUGCCAUAUCCAAAGUGUCCAGGCAAGUCCAAUGUUUGGAAGGCAUCCAAUGAGAUCCCACAGUCUCCAAACAAGGUCAAAUGUGACUGUAUGGAGUCCACCUUGAAGUGCAGGCUUGCCAACAUCAAGGAGACGAACUUGCCUAAGGUGUUUGACUAUGCCUGUGAUAAUGUUGAUUGUUCUGACAUCCGUGCGGAUGGUGUUGAUGGGAAGUAUGGUGUCUUCUCUGAUUGUUCUUCAGUUCAGAAGGCUUCUUUUGUCUUGAAUGAAUUGUUCAAGAAGCAAGGUGGUGGAACGUCA
This is a messenger RNA of Williopsis jadinii, 1302 nucleotides long. RefSeq names its product 1,3-beta-glucanosyltransferase (gene GAS2). NCBI's taxonomy places the organism in Eukaryota, Fungi, Ascomycota, Saccharomycetes, Phaffomycetales, Wickerhamomycetaceae. The record is from RefSeq and is a predicted model, not a curated record. The transcript has a single exon. Gene Ontology annotation, molecular function: 1,3-beta-glucanosyltransferase activity. Gene Ontology annotation, cellular component: cytoplasm; fungal-type cell wall. Gene Ontology annotation, biological process: fungal-type cell wall (1->3)-beta-D-glucan biosynthetic process. The annotation marks the transcript as partial.